This is a messenger RNA of Clavispora lusitaniae ATCC 42720, 1800 nucleotides long. It is a transcript of the gene ECM25, whose product is annotated as Ecm25p. The record is from RefSeq and is a predicted model, not a curated record. Gene Ontology annotation, biological process: signal transduction. Lineage: Eukaryota; Fungi; Ascomycota; Pichiomycetes; Serinales; Metschnikowiaceae.
AUGGAGAGAAUUUUUUAUCAAUCAGAUGUUGUGGAUGCCUACACGGGUCAUCCCAUUUUCGUAUUUGAUACGUCAUACCUUCCACCUACAUCUCAAAUCGACUAUGAUCUUUUUAUUCCUACAAUGAUGAAGUCACUUCCGGACCGGCCAUAUGUUCUUAUUAUGUUUAGUUGUGGCCUCAACAAAAUCAAUUGGCUCUGGGGCGUUAAGUUCCUAAAAGCUUUCCUCUCUCCAGACCUACAAAACAGAGACAAUGUUGGCAAUCUUACGAAAGUCAUAUCCGUGCACGAAAGCUGGUUUGUCAAAUCCAUAUCACAAAUAUUAACCAACAUCUCCUUCUCGAGGCAGACACUCACAAAAUUGAAUUCAUUGUUUGGAAACAAGUCCAGUAAAAAUAAUAUCCUUAUAAGUUGUGAUUCACUUUCGGAACUUUCAUACUACGUGGAUAUCACCAAAUUGAAGCUAUCGCUUAACAUCUAUAAACAUGAUGCACAAUGCACACUCAGUCCCAAAAUUGAACUUAAUUGUCCACUUGAGCCUAUCCUUACCCCUUCCACACGCUACUCUCAAACAUCUGAUCCCGUUUUCUAUCAUCAUUUCUACCAGAUUUUUCGCAUUGUUGAUAUGUAUGGGCCAAACGUUGAGCUGAUCUUUCAUAGACCUGGAAACAGACUCAACACCGAGAUAUUGUUCUUAUGCAUAGUCAGAAAUCAACUAAUAUGGAUCAACGACUGGGAUUUGAACUGCAUUGCAUCCUGUUUCAAAAAGUUACUCUUGGAAGUUUCUCAGCCUCUCAUUCCCGUCGACAAGAUACCAUUGCCAAUGAAUGAUCUGCUAAAUUAUACAUUAGAGGUCUUGAAUGUCAUGAUGGCUGACCCAGAUACUAAUGUCCUCAUAUAUCAAAUUAUGGACUUGUGUUACCGCAUCGUUGAAAAUGCAGCUAUUACCAACCAUUCUCACUAUUCUAUACUGAAGAGCAUGUGCCAUGCGCUAACGCAUGAGCUAUUGUCGACACAAAAUAGAGACAGAAUAUCUAUCGGGACACGGUUCAUUAAGAAUGUCCUUUUGCAUUGGGAGAGAAUCCGUCCCCUUUACCAAAACAGAUUCGAGAGCGUGGAGCAAAUUGUUAAUGGUGAAACACUUCACAACCCGGCAAUUGAUGAACUGUACAACAUGUCACAUGAAAUUACCAUGAAUGAGGAUGAAUCAACUGAUGAAGAAACUCGUGACUUUAGUACCAAAAUGAUAUUAGAUGAUACAAGAGAACCAAGCGGGCACAUUAAUGAAAAGAAUGAAUAUUUCAAGAACAAAAAGGUCUCACCACUAGAGAAAGCGAGGGAAAUUUCGCAGAAGGUGGAAAGUGUACGUGAGAUGGAAAGGCAACAGGUAGAAAAGAAAAAUGAAAAUGAAGGUCGGCAAACAGGAAAGAUACGAAAUGAAAAAGAGGGAGUGCCGGAUGAGCCUCAAGAAGAACACAGUACCACUGAUACAAAGAGAGAUGAGACAUUGAAAUUCACCAAGAUAUCUAAUCCUGGUAAGAGGGUUCCUAAACGUUGCGAGACCAUUCAAGAAGAAAAACUGCAACCCAAUCAACUUAAAAGCAUUAAUGUUAUGUUACAGUAUCCCCCACAGAAAUAUCGAUUUGAACGUACACAGAAAAAUGACAUUGAGCACACAGACGCACAAGUACCUGAACCGAAGCCCAUUAAGAAGCCGGUCAUUCGUGGACGCAAGGUUAGCGAACUCACCAGACUCUUUGAAGAAAGAACACAAGCAUUUGAAAUCAUACGUACUAUUUAG